UAGAUGAGUAUCUAGUUGGGGUCAUCUAGACCCAGGACUCUUUCCUGCUUAUGCAGGGGGUCGGACUCUAUGAUCUAUUGAGGUCCCUUCCGACCCUAACAUUUAUGAAUCUAUGGUAAGGAAUUGCUUGUUUUAUAAUCUCCUGAGACAGGGAGACAGGAAGUCUGCUCUUGUUCUUAUCUUCUUGUAAAUGGUUUAUUUAUUCUUCUUAUCUUCCUGUUCUCAAGGCUGCUUUUCUCAGUAGACUGGGUAUGCUUGAAGCCAUAUUCAUUCACUCACUCAUGCAUUCAUCUAAAAUUAUUUUUUGAUAAUAUUCUCAACAAUAGGAAAAGGGCAAGAAUCAGGGUCAGAGAGGGGCAGUGACUUGCCCAAAGUUAUGCAGUGGGUCAGUGUCAGAACAGGGAAUAGAACCAAGAUCUCCCGUGCUAGCCUUAUGCACUUAUAAUCCUACCACUAAGCUGAGAACUCUUGAGGAGAAGGUGAUGUGACCAAAAAGAUCUACUAUGUUAUUUGAAUAGCUGGAGACAUCUCAGGACUUCCUUAUAUCAAUGGAAUCCAGCACCCUAGACCAACCAUUUGGGAAGCUGACGUGGCCUAAAUAUUAGGUUUCAAGUCCCUAGACCCACAGGGUGAGAUGCAGAGAGUGUGGAUCCCUCUCCCUGUUUGUCUCCAAGAGCAAUUCUCUGCAGCUACUGCUCAAGCCCUUCAGGCAAACCUUAAACAGUGGAGGCCUCUGCACCAUGCACUGCACUGUUGUUCCCAUCUGCAUUUGAGUCAGAAUUUCCUUCUUCUCACUGUUGUGCUACGUAUGCAUAAAUUUACCUGGUCAUGGCCUUCAGCCCCAGGGGCAGCUGCAAUUCAGUGAAGCUAUGUGGAUAUUGUCUGCAGCAUGUUCAGAGCUGAAUAGGGCUGUGCAUAUUCUGAAUCUGACAUUCUCAGGGCUGCACUCGUGUUCUAGAGCAGACGUGACGAAGAAAGGGAAAGGUUCUAGAAUGAAUGUUUCUGAGGCCCCAAUGGAAAGCCUUGACUUUUCAGUGCAGUCUUACAGUAGCCUCCCCAGCAAUUAUUAGGCUGAGAUGACAUAUUUCUGAUGACUCCUGUUCAACCUCUCCCAUCUACCAACUAGUGCAGAGGGGAAAUUCUAUUGUUAAAAACUUACCUACAAGCCCUAUCUUCAUAAAGCACUCCCUACCCCACCACCGACAUCCUACUGUUAACCUUGGUUACUAGGAGAUCCAUAAAGAUCUCACAACACUUACUUACUAUUGGAUGUGGAUGCAAGUUUGACUCAUACUCCUUGGAGACAGUCUAGUCUGAAUGGUGACCAUGAGGCUGGUUGGAAUGACCUUUCUUCUGUGGAUGAUAGACCUUCUCCAUGCUUUUGCAAUUAUGGAGAAGGAAGACAUAUUCAAGAAAACACCCUGUCCAGCCUUCCUGAUGUUCAACAAUGCUGCCUAUUUGACUGAUAUGAGUUUUGAGCUCCCUUGCAACUGCAAGCCAGAAGAGAUCACCUCAGUUGUGUGGUACUUCCAGAACAGCCCAGGCAGCCGGGAGACCAAGGUUUUAACAGACUUUGAUGGCACUAUGGUUGUGGACUCAGGCCACAUCCGGAUGGGUAGUGACAUGCUGAAACGUUUCAGCAUUAGGAUGUUUAGUCUCAUUGUCUUUCGGGCCCAAGUGGAGGACUCGGGCCACUAUCUCUGUGGCACAAAGCAAGGGGACUUUUUCUACGGCUAUGACGUGGAUGUGCAGCCAUCCAAGUACAUCACUGUGGCCUUCAAAGACAUAGGCCAGCACCCACAAAAGGAUCACAUUGAAAAGCUGUUCAGUCUGUUCACCACCUUUUGGGACUGGACCAAAUGUGACCGCUGCGGAGUACGAGGUGAGCAACGGAGAAUUGGUCUCUGCUACGUGAACAGCACUUACCUCAACCCCAGGUACCGCACCACCUUGGCAGAUGUGGUGUCCUGUGGUUCAAGAUCUGUCCCCAUGCGCUUCCACAGCACCAUUCAGCUCAGGAAGCCUGAGGUCGUCAUCCGAAGCUGCAUGACACCUUGUCCAAAGAAAAAAGCCCCCAAGGAAGGAGUGCUUGCCAUCGCCAACCUUAUUGCAAAGCUGGGUGAAAAACCCUGGGUGCCCAAAGUUCCCAUUCAGUUCCACAAGCAGCAGAUAGGAAGCAGUCUGAUUAUCUCUUGCCCUGGGGCCAGGCCAGAGCAUGCAGUGGCUUGGGACAAAGACUUAGCUCCACUAUACCGUACCCACUUCCUCAAAGGAGUCAACAAGAGCAUGCGGGUCUUCAUUGACCAUGGCAAUCACCUGCACAUUCAAUUUGCCCAGCUGAAUGACAGGGGCACUUAUUACUGCUGGCGAGAGAGUCAAAUGAUUGCUGGUUUCCGGCUCUCUCUGGGGUUUCAAAGUCCGCGCAAACGGACGCUUAACGAUCCUGAGACAAGAUACGCCAUCAAGGCCAUCCUCACAAGUUAUGUCUUUAUCACCAUAGUUUUCAUUGGCAUCCAUCUCGGCCGCUGCUGCUUUUGUGUGUUCAGAGGCACUUUUGUGGGGUAGCCUUUUCAAUAAGUGCUUGGCCACAGGCCAAGGGAAUUAUUUAUCUCAUCCACUUGUUACACUCAUUUGGAACCUUUUCCCUUGGGCUGUUGUGAAUUUUCCUAAUGCCUGUUAGAAAUAAGGACAAGUAAAAAGCUACCAGUACAUGCUUGGUUGUUUCCUUUCAUUGUGGAGCAUGAAAAAGAGGGAGCUGAACUGGAAAGAUAAUUGCAUUCAGAAUAUUACUGCCAUAGCUCGUUGGGGACAGAGUCUGUGAAUAAGGAGUCCUGGUCUAGGCCCUGCUUAUACCCUGACUUUGGGCAAGACUUGCUGCUUAUUCAUUUUUCAAACAAUACUUUACAUUUACAUUGUGUGUUCUGGUCAGGGGUCUUAAAGCACUUUUCCAGAAUAGCUAAAUAUCAUAUUAGUAGGUUUCUUACAGCUGAACAAAUAAUCAGAUUCCCCCCCUACCCCCCCGAAUCUGCUUUACUGAAAAAACUGAGAAAUAUCAGUUUGGGAUCAACUUGAAAUUAAACUUUAUUUUUCCCCUUUUAAGUUGUUUUUAAUUAAAAAAAUA
Molecule: messenger RNA, 3121 nt
Organism: Alligator sinensis (Chinese alligator)
Lineage: Eukaryota; Metazoa; Chordata; Crocodylia; Alligatoridae
Gene: FAM187A
Product: family with sequence similarity 187 member A
Exons: 1
Coding region: 1318-2565 (415 amino acids)
Source: RefSeq, a predicted model, not a curated record